GGCCGUAGAGAGGAGCCUAGGGGAUGGAGCUGGCUGGAGGAGAGGACGCAAAGGAGGGGAGGAAGGAAAGGGGAAAUAAUCCUAGGUCAGGAGCGGGCAGUGAAGAUAAUCUUAGGUCGCUGGGGAGCCUCAGGUUCAGAGUCGACCAGGCAUGCAGCAUGGCUAGCUUCAAUGUUUCUGGCUCAGCAGGUUGUUCCCUGAAAGUGUCAGACAGCAUCCCGGGUGAAGCUGGAGUCAGGGGAAGGCGUGGCCCGGGAAGAUGCUGUUGCCCCGGAGGAGAAAGAAUGGUCGGUGCUAAGUGAGGGUGCUGCACUAAGUGGACCAGUGGGUAAGAGAAGUCGAAAUGCCGAGUGCCCCAGACGUAUGGCGGAUAGGGUUGACUGGUUACAAAGCCAAAAUGGAGUGUGCAAAGUUGAUGUUUAUUCACCUGGAGACAACCAACCCCAGGACUGGAAAAUGGAUGCAUCAACAGAUCCUGUCCGAGUGCUCAGCUGGCUCCGCAGAGACCUGGAGCAAAGCACAGCCAGGUUCCGGGACUCAAGGUUCAAACCCGGAGAGACAUCAUUUGGGGAGGAAGUGGCCGUCCCGGGUGACCAAUGCAAAGGUUUCGGUGUCGAGUAUUACACCACCACCAACAAGGGCAGUCCAGGGAGACUGCAUUUUGAGGUGACUCAUGAGGAGAAUCCUUCCCAGGGCCCUGGCACCCAAGUUUGUAAUGGAAAUUCUGUAGAUGAAGUUUCCUUCUAUGCCAACCGCCUCACAAACCUAGUCAUAGCCAUGGCCCGAAAGGAGAUCAAUGAGAAGAUCCAUGGCUUGGAAAACAAAUGUGUCCAUCAGUCAUUCUAUAUGGGAGAUGAGCCCACACCCCACAAAAGCCUGAGUACAGUAGCCUCGGAGCUGGUGGAUGAGACUGUCUCUGCAUGUUCCAACAACAUGGCCAGCGACAAAGCUCCAGGCUCUGGAGACAGAGACCUGGGGUCCACACAGAGCCCCAGUUUGAGAUACAAAAGCACUUUGAAGAUCAAGGAGAGCACCAAGGAUGGCAAGUGUCCCGAUGACAAGCCUGGUUCCAAGAAGUCCUUCUUCUAUAAGGAAGUAUUUGAAUCUCGGAAUACAGGAGAUGCCAGGGAAGGUGGAAGGCCCUUAGCUGGAGACAGAAAGCUGUUCAGGUGCCAGGACAGGACUGAUGACUUUACAAACUCUGUCAGUCAAGGGAUCAUGACCUAUGCCAAUAGUGUGGUGUCUGACAUGAUGGUCUCCAUCAUGAAGACGUUGAGGAUCCAGUUGAAAGACACGACCAUUAUCACUAUGCUGCUGAAGAAGGUGCUGAUCAAGCAUGCAAAAGAGAUCGUGUCCGAUCUUAUCGACUCCGUCAUGAAGAACCUCCACAAUGUCACAGGGAGCCUCAUGACUGACUCAAACUUUGUCUCAGCUGUGAAACGAAGUCUCUUCUCUCACGGAAGCCAGAAUGCCACAGAUAUCAUGGACGCCAUGCUGGGUAAGCUCUACAACGUGAUGAUUGCCAAGAAAUUUCCUGAUACCCUCACAAAAGCCAGGGACAAGUCUGAGAGUUAUUCCCUCAUCUCCAUGAAAACAAGGGGUGACUCUAAGUACCCCAAUGGGAAGUUUGCAAUGAAAUCUGAAGAAAAACUGAGAGAAAAUUUGUUUUCUGCAUGCAAACCAGAGAAAGAGAAGACUUGCGCUGAAACUCUGGGUGAACACAUAAUUAAGGAGGGACUGACCAUGUGGCACAAAACUCAGAAAGAUUGUAAGUCCCCAGGUUUCGAGCAUGCUUCAUUUGGAGCUUCUAACAAACAGUGCAACCCUCCUCCAGACGUUUCCUCUAAGUGUCCGGAUCCUUGUGACUUCACCCCCCUUCCACAGCAACCAGAAAAUUUUGAAAAUUUUAUGUGUGAUUCAGACUCCUGGGCCAAGGACCUGAUUGUAUCUGCCCUGCUUCUGAUUCAGUACCACCUGGCCCAAGGAAGCAGAAUGGAUGCCCAGAGCUUCCUUGAAGCUGCUGCCAGCACCAGCUUCCCUACCACCAAGCCUCCUGUGGUUCAUGAUGAGUCCAGACUUAAGUCUCCUCAUAAGAUAUGCAACCAAGAACAAUCAGAAAAGAAAGAUCUAAUAAGUGUUAUCUUCAAUUUUAUCCGGAAUUUACUUAGUGAGACCAUAUUCAAGAGUAGCCCUAACCUCGAACCCAAGGCACCAGAACAGCAAGUUAAGGAAGAAGAUAUUAACCGCUAUGAAAGGCCUAUGACCCCUUCCCCUAAAUUCUGUGACAAAGAGGAGGCUGGUGGUACCUUAUCUGGACUAACCAAGAUUGUCGCCAACCAGCUAGAUGGUUCCAUGAAUGGACAGAUGGUGGAACACCUGAUGGAUUCUGUGAUGAAGUUGUGCCUCAUUAUUGCCAAGUCCUGUGACACUCCCUUAGCAGAGCUGGGGAAUAAAAAGUGUGGGGAUGCCAACAGGCCAAAUUCUGCUUUCCCAGAUAAUUUAUAUGAGUGCUUACCAGUCAAGGGCACAGGGACAGCCGAGGCUCUCCUGCAGAAUGCCUACCAAGCCAUCCAUAAUGAACUGAGAGGUCUGUCAGGACAGCUGCCCGAAGGAUGUGAAAUACCCAAGGUGAUUGUCAGCAACCACAAUCUGGCUGACACCGUUCAGAACAAGCAGCUCCAAGCUGUCCUGCAGUGGGUAGCCGCCUCAGAGCUCAAUGUCCCUAUUUUGUACUUUGCUGGCGAUGACGAAGGGAUCCAGGAGAAGCUGCUUCAGCUCUCAGCCGCUGCCGUGAAGAAAGGCCGCAGCGUUGGGGAGGUCCUGCAGUCAGUGCUUCGUUACGAGAAGGAGCGACAGCUGGAUGAGGCGGUGGGAAACGUCACACGGCUGCAGCUGCUGGACUGGCUGAUGGCAAACCUGUGAUUGGGGCCCACGCACUGCACCCGGUGUUCCAGCAGUGGGCCCAGCCCUGUCCCUGCCGUCUUCCCUCACCCCCCCUCCCUACCUCCCAGAGCCCUCACAUACCUUCACACCACUCACACCAGACACGUCAUCUAAUGCUACUCACUGGAUUUUGCAGAUUUUCUUGUCUGUGCGAGCAAGGACGCAAAUUAAAAGAUUACAAUUAAAGGGCUACAUGAGUUUGGCUUCCUUGAGGGUGGGGCAAGAGGGCAAGGCUGCAGCAAGAUUAGAACUACUCAGAAGAGGGCCGAGGCAGAAUGACACUGCACAAGAGGCCGAGAAACAAGCCCCGGGCACUCAGUUCCCUGCGUGUCCCCCACUGUGAGCCGCCAUGCACAGAUCCCUCCUUCAUACUCUUCCCUUAAAAUAAGCCCCAAUUCCGCACGAAUUCAUUUCUAUCUUUUUUUAAAACACUGUGUAGUAGCCAGUGGAAAUCGUGCUCAUUAUGGUGUAGAGGACCCGGCCUCUUGUCUUUGCUGAGCUUUGCAGGACUGUGGCACACCUCUGACUUUAUCCAUAGUUCAGUUCAAGGUAGAGCCAAAGCUGGCCCCAAGGGCUGGGAGAGAGUACUUGCCUAGCAUGUGUGAGGUGGUAGGUUUCAUCGUAGUUCACAGCUGCCUAUAACUCCAGCUCCAGGAGAUCCUGGAGUCUUCUGAUAAUCUGACAGAAGGCUCCUCUGAUACCUGCAAAUAUGAUGCACGCAUGCGCGCGCGCACACCCACCCGUGCACACUCGAGCGUAAUAAUUGUAGGUUGGAAAUCAAGCCACGGCAUGAGGUCAAAGUUGAGGUAAGGGAGAUCUAUUUUACGGCCAGGCUGUCCCCGCACCCAGGGAGUGCAUACAGAAAGCAGCCGGGAAGGGAGUUUGCAAGGACCUUUCAUACACACUCCCAUGGUUUGCAGAAGCAGGAAUACAAGGGACCAAUUAUGGUUCGAACUCAAGUACAUAUUUGCAUAAGUCAAAGUUCACAGUUGUUUUUCA
Messenger RNA from Nannospalax galili (Upper Galilee mountains blind mole rat), 3942 nucleotides. It is a transcript of the gene Akap3, whose product is annotated as A-kinase anchoring protein 3. Gene Ontology annotation, cellular component: cytoplasm; sperm principal piece. Lineage: Eukaryota; Metazoa; Chordata; Mammalia; Rodentia; Spalacidae. Bases 364 to 2922 code for a protein of 852 amino acids. The transcript is spliced from 4 exons. Gene Ontology annotation, biological process: intracellular protein localization. Gene Ontology annotation, molecular function: protein kinase A binding. The record is from RefSeq and is a predicted model, not a curated record.